Messenger RNA from Striga asiatica, 2030 nucleotides. The record is from the annotation of a GenBank genome assembly. Lineage: Eukaryota; Viridiplantae; Streptophyta; Magnoliopsida; Lamiales; Orobanchaceae.
AAACUGAUAAUGCAUAACACUUUUAAUUAUUUGCUAAAUAUUUGAGAUUGCAAAAAGGAUUAAAACAGUUAAAAUUAAAUUCGUAAUCCAUAUAAAAAUGCCCUUUUAUAAAAUAUUUUUAUUCAUCGAAAAUCCAAAUUAUCCCAUCCCAUUUCACCUCCUAUAUAAAUUCGUCGGAAGUCUACUCGCCUACUAUUUUUGCUUCUGGACACGCAUCUGAAAACCUCACCAACUCCGAUCAGUAUCUAGGAUGGAGAAAGCCGGGUUUUUGUUGUUGCUACUUUUUCUAAUUUCAGUUUCCAGUAUAGUGACUGCUGUUGGCCCGCCGACAUGUCCUGCCGAUAUUACGGGCGAUUGCAGUGCAAAUGGUGGUGAAUGGGAAGGAGAGUUCUUUCCUGGCAUUCCAAAGAUUAAGUAUGAGGGGCCUUCAAGUAAGAAUCCUCUUUCUUUUAAGUGGUACAAUGCUGAAGAGGAAAUUCUUGGGAAAAAGAUGAAGGACUGGAUGAGAUUUAGCGUUGCGUUUUGGCAUACAUUCCGGGGCACAGGGGCUGACCCUUUUGGUUCGCCGACUAAGGUCUGGCCAUGGGAAGACGGCACAAAUUCUCUUGAAAUGGCAAAAAGAAGAAUGAGAGCAAACUUUGAGUUUAUAGAGAAGCUUGGUGUUGAUAGAUGGUGCUUCCAUGACAGGGAUAUUGCUCCAGAUGGUAAAACAAUUGAGGAAGCCAAUGCUAACUUGGAUGAAGUCGUUUCUCUCGCCAAAGAACUUCAGGGGACAAAGAUUCGUCCUUUGUGGGGAACAGCUCAGUUGUUUUACCACCCCAGGUUCAUGCAUGGGGCUGCUACUAGCCCUGAAUUAGGAGUAUAUGUAUAUUCUGCAGCACAGGUGAAGAAAGCCAUGGAGGUCACACAUUAUCUCGGUGGAGAGAAUUAUGUGUUUUGGGGUGGUCGAGAGGGUUAUCAAUCUCUUUUGAACACAGAUAUGGAAAGAGAGCUCAAUCACAUGGCGAAGUUUUUUGAAGCUGCAGUUGCAUAUAAGAAGAAAAUUGGAUUCAAUGGAACACUGCUCAUUGAACCUAAACCACAGGAACCAACAAAGCAUCAGUACGAUUGGGAUGCUGCUACAGCAGCCAACUUCCUUCGUAAAUAUGGAUUGAUAGAUGAGUUUAAACUGAACAUCGAGUGCAACCAUGCAACUCUGUCUGGUCACAGCUGUCAUCACGAGGUCGAAACUGCAAGAAUUAAUGGUCUAUUGGGGAACAUUGAUGCAAAUACUGGCGAUCCUCAAGUUGGUUGGGAUACCGACCAAUUUAUGAUGGAUGUUGGAGAAGCAACAUUAGUAAUGCUCACCGUGAUUAAAAAUGGAGGAUUGGCGCCGGGAGGGUUCAACUUUGAUGCAAAACUGCGGAGAGAGAGCACGGAUGUUGAGGACAUAUUUAUUGCUCAUAUAGCCGGAAUGGAUACUCUAGCACGUGGGCUACGAAAUGCUGCCAAGCUGAUUGAGGACGGCUCGUUGAGUGAGCUAGUUCGCAAGAGGUAUCAAAGUUUCGACACGGAAUUAGGAGCUGAGAUAGAGGCCGGUAAGGCUGAUUUUGACUAUCUCGAGAAGAAGGCUAUUGAAUGGGGAGAACCGAAAGUUGCCUCUGCUAAGCAGGAGUUGGCAGAGAUGAUAUUCCAAUCGGCAUUAUAGAUUUCUGGCCUCAAUCUCGACCGUUUUUCGUGCCAUUUUGUGUCAAGUAUUUAAUGAAGCUAGUGAGAAUAAUGUGCUGCUGUGUAGAGCAUGAACAUUUUAACUUUAGCCUACUUGGGAUUUGUACGAAAAGCUGAACUUUUAGGUUCAGGACUCUAAUUGUUUUUUUACCCUAAAAAAGUAAUUUUAUUGCAGCCAUCUUGCUUUGAUGUGUUGUCGGGCAAAUUUGAUCCUACCAAUGAGUAUUGGUAGGUGAGCAAAAUCGAUUCGAAAGAAAAGAAUCGAGCCAAACCAUGGAAUUCAGUGCUUCUUUUUUCGGUUUGGUUUUGAUUCGAUUUUUUGU